Molecule: messenger RNA, 1488 nt
Organism: Trichoplusia ni (cabbage looper)
Lineage: Eukaryota; Metazoa; Arthropoda; Insecta; Lepidoptera; Noctuidae
Product: choline-phosphate cytidylyltransferase B-like
Biological process (GO): CDP-choline pathway
Molecular function (GO): choline-phosphate cytidylyltransferase activity; phosphatidylcholine binding
Source: RefSeq, a predicted model, not a curated record
UCUCUUCGGCAAGCGGCCCCGUUCAGCACAGAGCCCGAGGCGAUAGCGGAGCGCGAGCGGUGCCACUACGGGCGCAUCCCGCGCGCCGCCGCCGUGGCCGGCACCGCACACAGGAAGGUGCGCGUCUACUCGGACGGCAUCUACGACAUGUUCCACCAGGGACACGCCCGCCAGCUGCAGCAGGCUAAGACAGUGUUCCCGAACGUUUACCUCAUCGUCGGCGUUUGCAGCGAUCAACUCACACACAGCCGCAAAGGGCGCACAGUGAUGACGGAGGACGAACGAUAUGAGGCAGUCAGACAUUGCAGAUACGUCGAUGAGGUGGUGAUGGACGCGCCGUGGGAGUACGACGAGGAGUUCCUGGAGAAGCACAAGAUCGACUUCGUGGCGCACGACGACAUCCCCUACACGACGGAGGACUGCGAGGACACGUACGCGCUCAUCAAGGCCAAGGAUAUGUUCGUCGCCACACAGAGGACAGAAGGCGUGUCAACGUCAGACAUUGUGGCGCGAAUAGUACGCGACUACGACAUCUACGUGCGACGAAACCUCGCGCGAGGAUACUCCGCCAAGGAGCUGAACGUGUCCUUCCUUAACGAGAAGAAGUUCCGCCUACAGAACAAGAUGGACGAGCUCAAAGAUAAAGGCAAAAAGGUAAUGACGAAUAUAGGUGAGAAACGAGUUGAUAUACUAACAAAAUGGGAGGAGAAGUCUCGGGAGUUGAUCGACGCGUUCCUGCUGCUGUUCGGGCCGGACGGGCGCCUGUCCAACAUCUGGAACGAGUCCAAGGGCCGCAUCAUGCUCGCGCUCAGCCAGCCGCCCUCGCCGCGGGGCUCGCCGCCGCCCAGCGAGAACGGAGACUCACAUUCACCUGUCUACAGCAGGAGUUCAGCAUCACCGCCCCCGCCAAAGUCGCGCCGCUACGAAACGUUAUACGAGCCUCAAGCAGGUAACUGGAUGCAUCGAGCUCUGACCAAACUGGCUCGGAAGCGGCCGCACAGCGACAGCUGACGGACGACGGCUCGGACGACAGCGACGAGGAGUACCAGGACACGAGCCCCUACCUCUAGGCACCACCCGCGGACGUAUACUUCGUAUUCGUAUACAUGUACGUCCAGCAACUCGAAGGAAAUACGGCGCUGCCGGCGCCCAAGGGCCUCUCGACGUCCUCAAGAGAUAAAUUAUAGUAUGAAUUACGUCGUUUAAAUUUUGUAUGCGCGUUGAGUACAAGUGAGCGAAUGUAUUUAAUAUAAUGUGAUUCAUCAUAUGAAAUCCUAAUCCUAUAGUUAUUUAUUUGUCUUAUUAAGUAAAUUUAGUUUCUUCUCGCCCCAAUAUGAUUGCAGCAUGGCAAGUUGUUAGCACGUAUACAUAAUUACCAUCGUGUAAGAUAACGAUGCAAAAUAUAGAGUUGAGAUAUUAAUUUUAUUUAUAAAUAUUAUUAGGUGACACUUUUUGACAGUCGAUUAAAAAGGUGCUUAUUAAUGUUUA